Penicillium antarcticum is the source of this 1326-nucleotide messenger RNA. RefSeq lists its product as uncharacterized. The coding region runs from base 1 to 1326 and encodes 441 amino acids. NCBI's taxonomy places the organism in Eukaryota, Fungi, Ascomycota, Eurotiomycetes, Eurotiales, Aspergillaceae. The transcript has a single exon. The record is from RefSeq and is a predicted model, not a curated record.
AUGGCCCGAACCGACAUCCAGUAUGUCCAUGAAUCGGCUUUUCCGGUCUCAAAGACUCGACUUCCAGGCGAAUCUGGGUCGCUCAAGCGUCCUUCCAAACCUGCAAGAAGAUCUGGUGCUGAGGUUGGACGCUCCGCGUCCUAUCAUAUCUUCUCGCCUCAAGAUCCAGACAGCUCACAAGACCGGAUUCCCUUGCCUGAAGUAUUUGACAAUUCAUAUUCUCCUGUCGACCUCAGAAAGCGCGGCUCCAUGGCUUCGAGCAUGGCCGUGCAGGAUACCACGUCCAUGGAGCAACCAUGGACCUCAGAAGCACAUUUGAUGAACUUUUCGGAACCAGACACGUCUUUCGAAGGCGUUGACUAUAUGUCCAGCAAGGGUAAAUUAGUAAAACCCAAAGUGCACAUUAAACCAAUCUUGCGCAAAAUGUCCCGAGAUGAUCAACCAUCCACCUCAAUCGACUUGUCUCGAUCUUCUACCGAACAAGAAGGCUUAGGCAUUUACAUGAACUUCGAGCGGGAUAGACAACGCAGUGAAUCAGUUACAGGUGUAUCUUACAGAAGAACACCAUCCGUUCUGCACAAUCGAUCUACCAGUGGGACAUCUCAAUUUUCGACUGGCUCGGGCUCAAGUGUUGGUAAGCCGGGGACACAGUACGUGCAUCCUAUGCGGCAAAUGCCGCGGGCAUACACUCCGCCGCUGGGUCAAUCUUGCCAGGCAUCAGCCCAUGAUAGUGAAGAGGUUGAAGGAGAAGACGAAGACGAAGACGAGCCUGAUCCUGUGGCUUUGCCAGAGAAACGUGCUCCCUCAGGCCCAGCCCCACCACGAUUGUCGCUACAUAUCCAAGACGAUUCUUUCACGCGUCUCCCUGGAAUUUCGCAAACCAAUGUCGCUAGCCGGCCAUCCUUUGGAUACUCACGGGAUGAAACUGCAUCUCCGAUGUCCAGGACCUCUCUUGACUUCGUGUUCCGAUCCCGAACUCGAACAAGCACUGAUCCAAUUUCCCGCGCAGCUACAGUACAAGCUGCUCGUCAGGCUUUCGAGGAAAAAGAGGCUGCCAAGAACCGUCGGCUUGAGAAACAACAAGUCAAAGCCGAGGAGAGACAUUCACGACGCCUUGUGAAGCGCAACCCGUCUGAUGACCUCACUUCUCCCGUUGCGCAGUCAACUGAAAAUGUUUCUGAAAAGCCACGUUAUUCCACUGUUCACGAGAGGGACGGGCCAUCCGCUUCUUGGAAAUCCCAAUCUAAGAGCACAUGGGUGCUUUUUAUGACGUGGUUACGAACUCGAGUUUUCAAGUUCCGACGCAAGGUCCGGAAGCUUCGUUAG